Emiliania huxleyi CCMP1516 is the source of this 696-nucleotide messenger RNA. RefSeq lists its product as hypothetical. The transcript is spliced from 2 exons. The coding region runs from base 1 to 696 and encodes 231 amino acids. Lineage: Eukaryota; Haptophyta; Isochrysidales; Noelaerhabdaceae. Gene Ontology annotation, molecular function: protein binding. The record is from RefSeq and is a predicted model, not a curated record.
AUGGAGCCUUGGCCGCCGCCGCCUCCGCCGGCGGUCGGCGACCUGGCCCUCCGCCUGCUCGACCUCGCCGAAGACCUCCUACUGGCGGUUUGCAAGACCCUCCAACUCGUUGACCUCUGCCGCCUCGCCCGCUGCAACAAAGUUGUGCGGGCGCUUGCAAGCAACGGCUCGCUUUGGACCAACAUCAGCUUCCCACCUUCCGGUGCCGAGAAGCUUACGGACGGGAUGCUGGCCAAGCUGCUCGAGCGCGUCCAGGCCAAGCAGCACACGGAGACCGUUAGCCUCGCUGGCUGCACUCGCAUCGACGGCAGCGGCCUGGAGCCGCUCCGAGGCUCGACUGUCCUGCGUACUGUCGACCUGCGCCGCGCCGUCUUCCGGAAGGGCCUCGUCAAGGCCACGCCCUUCGACGCCUCGGCCUUUGCGACACUCGAGUCGCUCGCUGCAAGCGUCGAGUCGCUGCGUGUCCUCAAAGAGGACCGCUACCCGGGUAGGCUUCGCGACGAUGCCCGCCUCCGUGAGUGUGCCAUGUGCGUUGAGGUGUCGGAGGCGGGAGCCGAGGCGGCAUUCUUUCGCGGGUGCAUCGAUUGCGAGCGCACGUUCUGCUACCGGUGCGUCGUGUAUGACACGUCGUGGACCGAGCCCGCGUACAUGUGCGUCGAAUGCAACGGCGGCGAGGAGAGCGGCGAGGAGAACUGA